AUGAGUUGUUUUAGUCCAACCAUUCAAAACAACACAUUCACCGACCGAAUAGAAAAUAAGACUAAAAAUGCGACGAUGUGUUACAACAAUGUUCUUAAGAGGUGUAAGUAUACUUCUUCACAAAUCAUUACAACCCCAAAAGAAGCAACUCAAAACAAUUAUAGAGACAAUGAAGCUUUCGACUUAAUCAUUCAUGUCGACGAGGUGUUGGGCACUGCAACAUCUUUAGAAGGACCGCAAUUCUCGUUUGAUGGUAUUACACUGAGUAGAUAUAAAAUAGUCCAAUUGCUCGGUAAAGGGAAUUUUGGGCAAGUUGUGAAGUGUGUUGAUUUAAACACAAACCAAUAUGUUGCCGUUAAAGUAUUAAAAAGCAUACCAUCGUACUUUAAACAGUCUCUUAUUGAGACUACCGUCUUACAAAUUGUGAAUGAAUAUCUUGAAUCAUCUGAAAGGUCCAACAUUCUUCAAAUGAUCGAUUACUUUAUGUUUUAUAAUCAUAUCUGUAUAGUGACUGAAUUUCUUGGUAUCGACUUAUGUGAGUUAUUAUAUCGAAACAGUAACCAUGGCUUCAAAAUUCAGAUCAUCCGGAAAUUCUUAAAACAAAUCAUUAAUUCGUUAGAAAUACUCUCUCGUGGUAACAUCAUUCAUUGUGACAUCAAACCUGAAAACGUGUUAAUAGUGAACCAUUCUUCUACAGUCAAGCUCAUUGAUUUUGGAAGUGCAUGUUUUGAGAAUCACACGUUUUAUCAAUACAUUCAAUCGCGGUAUUAUAGAUCACCCGAGGUGGCAUUAGGUAUACCAUAUUCAUGUGCAAUAGAUAUGUGGAGUCUUGGAUGUUUAACGGCCGUGUUUUACUUUGGCGUUCCACUUUUUUCAACAAAGAGCGAAUAUAGCUUGUUACGUAGAAUGGUUUCCACAUUAGGUCCAAUACCAGACACUAUGUUAGAAAAAGGUACUAAAACUUUAAAGUAUUUUAUUAAAGAAAAUAAUACAUUUCGUUUCAAAACUAUUCAAGAAUAUGAGAAAGAUAAUAACACUACUCUUCCCCAAGAUCAAGAAUAUUUUAAAUACGAAAAAUUGGAAGAUUUAGUUUUGAAGAAUAAAACGAGUGGCGAACAAUUUUUCGGUGCAGAAACACAAAACGCUUUACUUGACUUUUUAAAAAGAUGUUUGACAUUUGACCCAAAAGAAAGAAUGACACCAGACCAAGCUAUUACACAUCCUUUUAUAGUGGGAUGUGAUAUGACUAAUUAUACGAUUCCAAAACGGAAAUUGCCGUUUUGUGAAAACACAAAAUUCGUGCAAACAGUCCCAGACGAAAUCUCAGAACCAUUUUGUGAGUUGUCAAAUACUCAUUUUAACUAUCAAAAGUACUUUUUAUAUUUUCAAGGCGCUUUAAAAAAGGGUUUUGUAAUUAACAUCUUGUCAAAAUUCAACAAAAUAGAGGGAAUCACCCCGCCACUCCUCGACGGGGUGAUUGGCGACUGGACUUUCAAAAAAAUAGAAAAACUUAAAGAAAAACAAAAUUCUGUGCCAAGACACUUUGACGCAAAGACAUGCCAACUGGUAAAUUCAAGAUUUCGAAUCAAAAUUGAAAGUACGGAAAAAGUCAAGUCGUUGCCAAGUUCGUUGAUAUCUUCGCCACGAAAUCGCUCAGACGAAGUGAGUCGAAAAGUCAAGUUGUCAAUCAUGGAGGAAAAAGUGGAACGAGAACGAGCAAAGAUUUUAAUGAAAGAAAAAAAACUUGACAAAAAGAAAAAAUCUGAAACAGAGAAGGCGGAACGAGAAGUAAAACACUUGAUUAAUCCAAGAAGUUGGUUCAAACGAGCAAAUAGCGAAAUACAAAUGUCAACUAUUCACAGAGAAGAUUCCCCAAAAAACAUUUCUAAAUCUCCUACAAAGUCAGAACAACCAACCGAAAAGAAAAAACACUUUUUUUUCAAUUUUUCAAAGAACGAAAAAAAAGAUUAG
Molecule: messenger RNA, 1971 nt
Organism: Entamoeba invadens IP1
Lineage: Eukaryota; Evosea; Mastigamoebida; Endamoebidae
Product: serine/threonine protein kinase ppk15, putative
Exons: 3
Coding region: 1-1971 (656 amino acids)
Biological process (GO): peptidyl-serine phosphorylation; peptidyl-threonine phosphorylation
Cellular component (GO): cytoplasm
Molecular function (GO): ATP binding; protein tyrosine kinase activity; protein serine/threonine kinase activity
Source: RefSeq, a predicted model, not a curated record